Messenger RNA from Amoebophrya sp. A25, 4032 nucleotides. Lineage: Eukaryota; Dinophyceae; Syndiniales; Amoebophryaceae. The record is from the annotation of a GenBank genome assembly.
AGUCGGCAGGGUUUGUUAGACUAAUGCCUUCCGGCUGGGUCUAUAAUUGGGCACUUAGGGCGGGAAAAAAACGCCAACAUACAGUGAAACAGCACAUGAUCUCCGUUGAAAAUGAAAUGUGAAAAAAACUCCUUCUCUUCAACCUCGCGCACGGCGGUCAUCGUUCCUCAACAAUAUGAUGAGAGGGAAUAAAUGUGUACUGUUGCGGAAAGAUGACCGCCAUGCGCGAGGUUGAAGGGAGGGCGUCGUGAAGCAAUUUUCUCAAUAAAGUGUAAGCUUCAACAAGAACAGAGUUAUUUGAGUAAAAUAGAAAUUUGUAAGCAAGAAGUGCUGCUUCAAGAACGCGAACCACAACUCAAGAUCACCCCUAAUCAUUUCUUUGUGGAUGCGAUCACUAUAAUUGCGAAUCUCAAUAAAAAAGAUGAGGCGUCUUCAAACGUGCUAGCAUGACACUGGUGGACGGGUGCUAGCAUGGCAUUUGUCGAGUGGCCUCUGGCUUCGGAGCGGCGGCCGAAAACGCGGACGUCACGAGCGCGGAAGAAGGUGCUUACUCGAGCAGCUGCCUUUUGCUUUUUGUAUAAUUAAGGCUCAGCUUUCAAUGGUCAUUGGGGUUGGUCACUGAGAUCCCUCUUGAGGAAAGAUGGGGGGAAAAUGAAGGAAAAGCAAAGGGAGAGGCAUGGGGCCCAUUUCUUUCAGAGUCAGUGACCACUGAAUGCUGAGCUUUAAUAUAAGAACGAAAGUGAAGUAUCCUUUGUAUUGCAGGAAUAUCAUUUGGACAACCUUCGAGUCCUCACAAAUCUACACGUAUAAGAAUUCAAGUUAUUGGCCUGAUGCUGUCACCAUCCCGGAUGCGUGCCAUACAUCACUUAACUGAAUAUCAUUUCAUCAGCAUUUUUUAUGAAGUAGAGAUGCUCUUAUUUCAGGUGAGAUGCUCUGACAUCCUGUCCUAUCCUAUCCAAUCAGAGAACAGGUCUCCUCCUCCUCCUCCCGCACUACUGCGUCCACGACCACGACCAGGACAACCGGACUCUCAGAUAUUAGCAAAAUUAGUAGUAGUCUUUCGCAGAAUCUGUCCUCGACAAGCCUGACAUCUUCCAUCUUAGAUGAUGACGCACGGAGGUCUCUGCAGCCAUUUCAAACGUCAGUUCUGACACAGGUUGAUGAGACGGUGUCGGGAGGAGCAGCUAGUAUUACUAAGGAUAGCAUUAUAGAGGGAGUCCUCGUGCGUGAAAGCAAUGCUCCUGUAGAUGGGAUUGGGAGUAGAACACAACAACUACAUGAUUCAGAUUUGCCUAUAGACGCCAAUAGCGGGGGUGGAGAUGCCAGUGGUACUGACCACAGCAGGAACGUAUCAACGUGUGCGAAUGUGGUCGUGGAAGCUGUACUAGUAGAGAGUGGUCGUGGUUCGUCGGGUUCAACACAUACUGGUGUGGAGGAAGCGGCCUCGAACGUGUCUCCAGAGAGGUUUAAUGCUACUACUACACAACAAGCAGAAGUAGAUGGUAGCUCCUCUAGGAAGAUUACUUCUACUUCAUUCAAAUUCCAAAAAAAGGAAGAGCCUCUCCAGAGUCAAACAGGACAGAAGCAAACUAGUUCAAGUUCCUCAGAGCAGAUACGUGGAAGUCCUUCGACGCGAGGAUUGGAUCCUGUUGUAGAGGCCACAGGUGUUUCCAGCUCGAAUAGUUCUACAAAUCACCUCGUCGUGAGACAACAACGGAGUGCAUCCCUGGAGAAACGCGUCACUGAUCAGCAACCAGAACCCGAAGACGACGAGGAUGACUGUGGUACAAGUGUUGGUAUGCCUGCCUCUGCAUCACCGCUUUCGAUAGGCGAGGAUAUUUGUCUUCAGGAGUCAUUGCUCGAUGAAGACCUCGUGUCGUCGUUGUUUUUAUGGCCCUGGUCUACACGGAAGCAAAAGAAUCGUUAACGUCAGAAGAGAUUCAGGGAAGUCGUAGGUCCCGUCCGAAUCGACUAACAUCAUCAUAGCGUCAACAUUUAGAAUGCUAGCGUGCAGCUUGUUUCUACAGACUGUGACGUCAACAUUUAGAAUGCUAGCGUGCAGCUUGUUUCUACAGACUGAAAUACAUUCCUCUCCACGAUCAUCUUGACUCUGCCCUCUUCCACGCAGCUAGACUUGUCUCGUCUAAGCUUCCAAGCUGUCGGCAAACUGGACUCUACGGUGUUGACACUAGGCGGCGAAGACUCUGCCUCACCGAAGAUCGUUGAUAUCACGGAGGCAGAAGAGAUAUCACUACAGCGGGGCCGCAACUUCGACGAUUUUUCAUCGACUUUUGUCAUGGACUGCUCUUCAGAUUUUGCUUUCAUCGUGGACAACACAAGGGACCGUUGUGACAUUACGGGUGUUACCUCUGCGCCAGGCUGUGCUGGGAGUAGUACUGGCAGUAGUACUAGCAGUAGUUCUAGUACUACAUCAGCUAAGGAUGAACAGCAUCAUGUUGAUGGACAUCAUGUUUCUUGGAGUAGUCCUUUAUAUCCAAGUGAUUUCGCGUCACGUCCUUCAGUAGCAGUGAAUUACAAGGCAAGAGGAGGAGCAGGAGGAAGAGGAAGACCUCCAAGUGAGCUUUGUAUUAGCAGGACGAGUGUAGAAGAAGUGCUUAUCGGCGAUGGAGGAAGUAAUGCUGCGGGGACGAUGUUCGGAGGGGGGAACGAUGUUCGGGCCUCUUCGGAUAUGAGAAGUGACGGCCUCUUCGGAUAUGAUUACUCUACUGCGCAAAUGGAGGCUGCUCGUAGUUCAAGUUCGUCAUUCGGAGUUCAAGUUCAUCCUGGUGUUCAAGUUCGUAAUGCGAAAAGCCGACCCUGGUAUCUUCCCAGUACACAUUUAGAGUGGUUGGCGGAGAAGGCUCACGCGCUUGCCGCUGAGAGGUCGAGAAUGACGGGAAGGGGACCGGGAGAAGGCAGUGGUAGAGCGCUCGAGUACCAUCUACGACAGCAAAAUGAAUCUGAUUAUGACUAUGGGGAAGCAGAUAAAGAGGGAGGAGGACAAGAGGUCUCACAGGGAUCGCCUCAGAAACGAAGAGGUAGAACUUCUGCAGAGCGGCGAGGUCGAGAGGAACAUACGGUGGGCAGUGAACGACAGAGUAGUACAGCACUUGAGUGUUCCAGUAAAUCUACAACUGAGGUGGAGACGGGAUGGAUGGGGGGGCUUUUAAUGCGUAUUCUUCACCUGCGUUAUCUGCAGACGCGAUAUUUAGCUAGGACAAGGCCCACGACGGUUUCGUAUUUGUGAUUCGCGUAAGAAAAAGACUGCGAACAGAUAUUCUGCCAGCACUAGUACCACGACCGGUAUCAAGGGUGGAUAUUAAUUACGAUCAUGUUGGGGUUGUUUCGUCUCAUGUGGAACUUUUUGACUAUCUAAGGUUUACCCGCUUAUUACGAUCAUGUUGAUCAUCUUGUAUUCUCGAUAAAUAUUCUCAUGCCCAUUACAGCAAGGAAGAGACAUAGUCUGCAGUUCAGAGUAAGUACUCUGUCACAUUAAAUCAAGAGCUUGUGCUCUCUCUCUCUCUCUGUGGUACCCUUGCUAGAAUUUCCCUUUCUUCUUUUUCACGUGAUUGUAUCAUGAUGUAUUAUAGCUUAUCUUAAUAGUCUAUAACCGAAUCGGAGGAAAGGUCGGUACGGGUAACGACUACAAAGAGGCUGAUGAAGUACUAGCAAGCACUUCUUCUACUUGCUUCUUACCAUAACGCAUUUUCCGAGUCAUGUAGUAGCGAGCUACAUACCACUUCCAACAAUCUGUUUCAACCAACCAAUAAAAGAAUUUUCAUCUUUUCCAAUCACAUGUCUUCGUAAGGAGACAUCUUUUGCUAUUUUGGACAAAGCUGAGCUUUUCGUUGUGUUUUUUGAGGUGGAACUACUGCAGUAUUUUAGACGGCUCCUACGCGUCUUCUUUUGUCCCAGUUUCCAUGAGGUAGUAGAGGACUCGGCUACUCAAAUAUAGAUGGACACUCUCACUCACAUGGGUUAGUUAUGAGACAACGAAAGACGUUAGUAAACGUUUCCAACGGCGCGUCCUCC